Equus caballus (horse) is the source of this 5742-nucleotide messenger RNA. RefSeq names its product protogenin (gene PRTG). Lineage: Eukaryota; Metazoa; Chordata; Mammalia; Perissodactyla; Equidae. Gene Ontology annotation, cellular component: plasma membrane. The record is from RefSeq and is a predicted model, not a curated record. Gene Ontology annotation, biological process: cell-cell adhesion. Gene Ontology annotation, molecular function: protein binding.
GCUGGCCGCGCCGCGCCACGCCGGUGCCCAAGCGGGAAGCCCAGGCUGCGCGCGUCCAGCUGCGGCGCGGGGAGCACCCGGGGGCGGGGGCUGGCAGGCGGACAGCGGCUGCGGGGCGGCCGGAGAGCAUGCCCGCGCAGCCCCGCUGAAUGGCGCCUUCUCUGCGACCCCUCGUCCGUCUGCGGCCGCCAGGGAUGCUGCUCCGCGCGCUCCUGCUGCUCCUCUGCUCCGUUCCAGGAGUGUGGUGCUUUAGCGAGCUGUUUUUUAUAAGAGAACCACAGGAUGUAACUGUCACAAGAAAGGACCCAGUCAUUUUAGAGUGCCAAGCUCAUGGAGAAGUUCCUAUUAAGGUCACAUGGUUGAAAAAUGGAGCAAAAGUGUCUGAAAAUAAACGGAUCCAGGUUCUGUCUAACGGCUCUUUAUACAUCAGUGAGGUGGAAGGCAAGCGAGGAGAGUACGCUGAUGAAGGAUUUUAUCAGUGCUUGGCAAUGAACAAAUAUGGAGCCAUCCUUAGUCAAAAAGCUCAUCUUACCUUAUCAACUAUUUCUGCAUUUGAAGUUCAACCAGUUUCUACUGAGGUCCAAGAAGGUGGAGUUGCUAGAUUUGCAUGCAAGAUUUCAUCAAACCCUCCUGCAGUCAUAACAUGGGAAUUAAACCGGACAACCCUACCUGUAACUACGGACAGGAUAACUACCCUGCCAACAGGAGUAUUGCAGAUCUAUGACGUUGGCCACGGGGAUGCUGGAAAUUACCGUUGUGUUGCUGCUACUGUAGCCCACAGGCGUAAGAGUGUGGAGGCCUCUCUAACAGUGAUUCCAGCUAAGGAGUCUAAAUCCUUUCACACACCAACCAUUAUAGCAGGUCCACAGAAUAUAACGACAUCUCUUCAUCAGACUGUUGUUUUGGAAUGUGUGGCCAUUGGAAAUCCCAAACCAAUCAUUUCUUGGAGCCGUCUUGAUCACAAGUCCAUUGAUGUCUUUAAUACUCGGGUACUUGGAAAUGGUAAUCUCAUGAUAUCUGAUGUCAAGCUGCAACAUGCUGGAGUAUAUGUUUGUCGGGCCACUACCCCAGGCACACGAAACUUUACUGUUGCCAUGGCAACGUUAACUGUAUUAGCUCCUCCUUCAUUUGUCGAAUGGCCAGAAAGUUUAACGAGGCCUCGAGCUGGCACUGCUCGAUUUGUAUGUCAGGCGGAAGGAAUCCCCUCACCCAAAAUGUCAUGGUUGAAAAACGGAAGGAAGAUACAUUCAAAUGGUAGAAUUAAAAUGUACAACAGUAAAUUGGUAAUUAACCAGAUUAUUCCUGAAGAUGAUGCUAUUUAUCAGUGCAUGGCUGAGAACAGUCAAGGAUCUAUUUUAUCUAGAGCCAGACUGACUGUAGUAAUGUCAGAAGACAGACCCAGUGCUCCCUAUAAUGUGCAUGCUGAAACCAUGUCAAGUUCAGCCAUCCUUUUAGCUUGGGAGAGGCCACUUUAUAAUUCAGACAAAGUCAUCGCUUAUUCUGUGCACUACAUGAAAGCAGAAGGUUUAAAUAAUGAAGAGUAUCAAGUAGUCAUCGGAAAUGACACAACUCAUUAUAUUAUCGAUGACUUAGAACCUGCCAGCAAUUAUACUUUCUACAUUGUGGCAUAUAUGCCAAUGGGAGCCAGCCAGAUGUCCGACCAUGUGACACAGAAUACUUUAGAGGAUGUUCCCCUGAGACCUCCUGAAAUUAGCUUGACAAGUCGAAGUCCCACCGAUAUUCUCAUCUCCUGGCUGCCAAUCCCAGCCAAAUACCGGCGGGGCCAAGUGGUGCUGUAUCGCCUGUCCUUCCGCCUCAGCACUGAGAAUUCCAUCCAAGUUCUGGAGCUCCCGGGGACCAUGCAUGAGUACCUUCUGGAGGGCCUGAAACCUGAUAGUGUCUACCUGGUGCGGAUUACUGCUGCCACCAGAGUGGGGCUGGGAGAGUCGUCAGUGUGGACUUCACACAGGACACCCAAAGCUACAAGUGUGAAAGCCCCUAAAUCCCCAGAGUUACAUCUGGAGCCUCUGAACUGUACCACCAUUUCUGUGAAGUGGCAGCAAGAUGCUGAGGACACAGCAACCAUUCAGGGCUACAAGCUGUACUACAAGGAAGAAGGGCAGCAGGAGAACGGACCCAUUUUCUUGGGUACCAGUGACCUUGUCUACACUCUCAGUGGUUUAGACCCCAGAAGAAAAUAUCAUGUGAGGCUGCUGGCUUACAGCAACAUAGAGGAUGGCUACCAGGCAGACCAGACAGCCAGCACUCCAGGAUGCGUGUCUGUUCGAGAUCGGAUGGUUCCUCCUCCACCACCACCCCACCACCUCUAUGCAAAGGCCAACACCUCGUCUUCCAUCUUCCUGCACUGGAGGAGGCCUGCGUUCACCACUGCCCAAGUAAUUAACUACACCAUCCGCUGUAACCCUGUCGGCCUGCAGAAUGCUUCUUUGGUUCUGUACCUUCAAACAUCAGAAACUCACAUGUUGGUUCAAGGUCUGGAACCAAACACCAAAUAUGAAUUUGCUGUUCGAUUACAUGUGGAUCAGCUUUCCAGUCCCUGGAGCCCCGUUGUCUACCAGGCUACUCUUCCAGAAGCACCAGCAGGCCCACCAGUUGGAGUAAAGGUGACGUUGAUAGAAGAUGACACUGCUCUGGUUUCUUGGAAACCCCCUGAUGGCCCAGAGACAGUUGUGACGCGCUAUACUAUCUUAUAUGCGUCCAGGAAGGCCUGGAUUGCAGGAGAGUGGCAGGUCCUACACCGAGAAGGGGCAAUGACCAUGGCCUUGCUAGAAAACCUGGUGGCAGGAAAUGUGUACAUCGUCAAGAUAUCUGCCUCUAAUGAGGUGGGAGAAGGACCCUUUUCAAAUUCUGUAGAGCUGGCAGUACUUCCAAAGGAAACUUCUGAGUCAAAUCAGAGGCCCAAGCGUCUAGAUUCUGCUGAUGCCAAAGUUUAUUCAGGCUAUUACCAUCUGGACCAAAAAUCAAUGACUGGCAUUGCCGUAGGCGUUGGCAUCGCCUUGACCUGCAUCCUCAUCUGUGUUCUCAUCUUGAUAUACCGAAGUAAAGCCAGAAAAUCAUCAGCUUCCAAGAUGGUACAGAAUGGCACUCAACAUUUAUCUCGGACCAGUGCCUCCCUAGCUAUUGGGAAUGAAGUAGGAAAGAACCUGGAAGGAGCUGUAGAAAAUGAAGAAUCCUUAAUGCCGAUGAUAAUGCCAAACAACUUCAUUGAUGCAAAGGGAGGAACGGACCUGAUAAUUAAUAGCUAUGGUCCUAUAAUUAAAAACAACUCUAAGAAAAAAUGGCUUUUUUUCCAAGAUUCUAAGAAGACGAAAGUUGAGCAGCCUCAAAGAAGAUUUACUCAAGCAGUCUGCUUUUACCAGCCAGGCACUACUGUAUUAAUCAGUGAUGAAGACUCCCCCAGCUCCCCAGGUCAAACAACCAGCUUCCCAAGACCCUUUGGUGUUACAGCUGAUACUGAGCAUUCGGCGAAUAGUGAAGGCAGCCAUGAGACUGGGGAUUCUGGAAGGUUCUCCCACGAGUCCAAUGAUGAGAUACACCUGUCUUCAGUUAUAAGUACCACCCCCCUGACCUCCAGUUCCUUCACUGGCAGUGAUUCUGGUGGGGAUCCCUCACUGAGGAGAUGUGACGACCCUGCAGUGCCAUUGGAUGCUGAGCAAACUUCCUCUUCCGUUCUGCAGCCCCCAUCUGCCAUGAUGUGCUUUGAUAAAAAUGAUUUUCCAAUCUAGACGGCCAUGUUCAGGUAUUCUCACCUUUGAGCCUGUUCGAAGGACAAUGAACAGGGAGCCAAAGCCUUUUGUGAAAAUCUUGAUGUCUUAUUGGGUAUUUCAGCUUUUUUUGAAUGUGUUUUGUUUUUUAUUUUUAAACUCACGUAUUUUGAAUGUUUCGUUGUCAGCAAUGUGAAAAGACAGUCAAGAUAUUUGACUGGAUUAUAAAAUAUAUCACUGGAGCGAAGGGAAGACUUUCGAAAGCCCCUUUGCUGACUAUCUACCUCAGUUUGCCAGGUGGUAAACUCAGAAGACAACUUUGUUACCUCGUUUGUUGUGAUAGUUUAUCUCAGCUGCAUAACCAAUGAUACUUCCUAGUAGCAUUUUGUUUUCAUUGCUGUAUGUGUAUGUGUGUGAUCAAAGGAGUCAUAUAGGUAGAUGAGUAAGAAUGUUUAUCUGAAGCUCUGAUUUUUUAAAAAACUAUGACAUCUGCAUGGUUUGGAUAAUUUAACACCUCUGGUUGUGAGGACGUCAAACCACUGAGAAGAGAAAAAGUGGGACUGUUUAUUUUAAUGAAUAACCAAAACAAAAAAGUGUAUCUCUUUUGAGAACAGAACUACUCAGUAGCAUAGAGGGAAUACUGUUGCUUCAACGGCCUUUGUGUUGUGGGCGUUGGGUCUGAGCGCUUGAUCUGCUGUAUCCCAAACCUCAGCCUGCCCAGAGCCGGGCCUUUUCUGCUUCCCCUUUGCCUGACACGGCCAAAGGCUGCACUGUCUAGAUUGCAAAGCAUCUUCAACAUUUCCAGUAUCAGCUGCAAAACCAUGCAGAAAGCAGAUAAAGAAUGGGUUAUAGUAUUUGGUUUCUUUUUUUUUUUUUUGGAAUCCCAGCUUGGCUUAAAGUGGUGAAGAAAUUUCAUGAAAUAGUAAGAAUGAAGAUAAAUGCAACAGUAGGCAGUAAAAUGAACUUGAGUUAUCAUAGUAACAGUGCCUUCCAUUAUAUAUUAUGAAAUUCCUUGCCUUAUAUCUUUUUAAUAUUCAUGAAGUUGUUCAGGACAGGAGUAGAAAGAGUUGCCUUAAGAGUUUCUUGGAUUAUAUCAAUGACUAUUUUGAUGUACAGUAUCUUAUCAAAGCGUUUGGUUUGUUUUCAUGCAGGUUUUGUUUAGGGCUAAGUAUUCAGAGCUCUACAACCCUACUUGUAUUUUCUUGAAUUCGUAAGAGAGUUUGGUACUCUAUUCUUCCUUCAGUGUCAAUGCUGUGAACGAGAAGUUCUAACUUCAGGAGUGAGUUAAUCCUCUUCCUGGUUUGAAAUCAGCAAACUAUUUCCUUAGCCACAUAGACUAGUCUUCCUCUCAAUCACGAGACACUUACCUACCAGGUGACCAGCGGUGGGAGAGGAUAAAGAUUUAAACACAUGGUGUAGAGAGGGGGCCCCAUAUCUUUUUUAAAGCAUUUUUUCAAAUUAUCUGGAAAUGACUUUUGUGCCUCGUUUUAAAAGGAAUCUUAAUGGGUUUCCCCUUGAAACCUUUGGUUUAGAAAGGGGGGCUCAUGGUAAAGGGUGUUCUAAAAUCAAAUAUUAGUCCCCCCUCUAUCAUCUCCUAUCCUAACAUCUGAUGAUACAACAUUUUUUUUUUUACUGUUUUUUAAUCUGUAGUUUUGUGCCAAACUGGAUGUGUUCAGAAGCAUACCAACAUUAAGUGCCAGCAACCACUUCUGAACUAAAUUCAAAGUCCCCCAUUUAGCUAUCUGAGUAUGGGCUUCCUGGCAAAACAAAAGAAGCAGAGCUUUAGGUGAACAAUCUGAGGCAAGGAAAAAUGCCUCUCCUGCCUUUAUAGCUCCUGUUUUAUACUACCUCCUUUUAAAGUUAUUCUAGUAUUAUUUUUUUUUCCUGUACUCAGGGAACAUUUUGUUACUUUUGAGCUGCCUCAUGGAAGCAUGGGCAAAUUGACAGGGUAUGGCGUUUUUGGGUUUGUAAGUAGAAGUAUGUGGGGCCAACUUUUAUCAGUAUCAGAAAUUAAGGA